AAAAAAGUUACCUCUCUUUAGAGCUGAUCUGUUCAGAGAGUGAUUGAUUUCAGAACUUAGAGGGUUUCAAGUUUCACAGAGAUGAACUUAGACAAUGACUGCAGCAUGUCAGUCAGUUGUGGCAAUGGGAAACUUAGACAAUGGCUGAUUGAUCAGGUUGACAACGGAAAGUACCCCGGAUUGGUUUGGGAGAAUGACGAAAAAACAAUUUUCAGGAUCCCCUGGAAGCACGCGGGAAAACAGGACUAUAACCGAGAAGAGGACGCCGCGCUCUUCAAGGCAUGGGCACUGUUCAAAGGAAAGUACAGGGAGGGGGUUGAUAAGCCGGACCCCCCAACGUGGAAAACCCGGCUACGAUGUGCGCUGAACAAAAGCAAUGACUUUGAGGAGCUGGUGGAGAGGAGCCAGCUGGACAUUUCUGAUCCGUACAAAGUUUACCGGAUCAUUCCCGAGGGCGCAAAGAAAGGGGGAAAACAGAUCAGCGUGGAGGAGCCCUCGGCGCACAUGAACACGCUGAGCUACUCCGUGCAUCCUUCCUAUCCUCCACUGCAGACCCAGGUUCCCAACUACGUGGUGCCCCAUGAGAGGAGCUGGAGAGACUACACCCCCGAGCAGCCCCCCCUUCCAGACCUGCAGUAUGGCCAGUGCCCCUACCCACCCCGGACUCUACCCUGGCAGAGCCCAGGGCUGGAGAAUGGGUACCAGAUAACCGGAUCCUUUUACGCGUGCUCGCCCACCGACUCCCAGCCCCCCGCCUUCUCCCUGGACCCCAGCAUGAGAUCGGCUGAGGCCAUGGCCCUGUCUGACUGCCGCCUGUACGUCUCCCUGUUCUACCACGAGAUGCUGGUCAAGGAAGUGACCACCACCAGCCCGGAGGGCUGCCGGAUCUCGUCCUGCCCGGAGGACAAGCCCUACGGCAGCGUGGACCACGUGGUCUUCCCCUUCCCUUACCCGCAGUCCCACAGGAAAGGGGUGGAGAAGCUGCCCAACGCGCUGGAGCGGGGCGUGAUGCUGUGGAUGACCCCGGACGGGCUGUACGCCAAGCGGCUGUGCCAGAGUCGGAUCUUCUGGGAGGGGCCGCUGGCCCCCUACGCCGACAAGCCCAACAAGCUGGAGAAGGAGCAGACCUGCAAGCUGUUCGACACUCAGCAGUUCCUCACUGAGCUCCAGGGUUACGUGCACCACGGGCGGCCCAUGCCCAGGUUCCAGGUGGUUCUGUGUUUUGGGGAUGAGUACCCCAACCCCCAGCGGCUAAGGAAGAUGAUCUCAGCCCAGGUGGAGCCCAUGUUCGCCAAACAGCUCCUCUACUUCACCCAGCAAACCAGCAGCCAUUUCCUCCGGGGCUACGACUUUCCAGAGCACAGCUUACCCCCAACGGAGGACUACCAGCGGAUCAUCCACCAGGAGUGACCUGCCUGCCCGUCACCCUGGCCCCCCCAGCCCUGGGGCUGAUGCUCCUCACCUCCCCACCCCAGGGAUGGGUCACCUUAACCCCCACACCCCUGGGCCUGAUGCCCCUAACCUCGCCACCCCUGGGGCAGGUCACCCUAGACCCCCCAGCCCUGGGGCUGAUGCUCCUCACCUCCCUACCCCAGGGAUGGGUCACCUUAACCCCCACACCCCUGGGCCUGAUGCCCCUAACCUCGCCACCCCUGGGGCAGGUCACCCUAGCCCCCCCAGCCCUGGGGCUGAUGCUCCUCACCUCCCUACCCCAGGGAUGGGUCACCUUAACCCCCACACCCCUGGGCCUGAUGCCCCUAACCUCGCCACCCCUGGGGCAGGUCACCCUAACCCCCCCAGCCCUGGGGCGGAUCCGGUUCCGGAAACAAGGCCUGAGAUGCCUGAACAUUACUGAGGGCGGUUUUGGGGGCGGAGUCUCGUCCCACCACUAAAGCAAAGGUCUCCGACACCUGGGGAAAUACCUGGACUGAACCAACGAGGGCUCGGACCCUCACAGAAGCCGAACACAAACUCACUCUUGUCUGCGGAAAACGUAGAGAAUGAGAUGCCAUCUCUCUCUCUCUCUCUCUGUCUGUCUGUCUGUCUCUCUUCCUCUCUUUCUGUCAUUCCUCUCUCUCUUUCCCUAGCAAUCUGCUAAAUUCUACUGUCAGACAAGUGUGAAUGGAAAUGUAGUUCUUCUCUCUCUCUCUCUCUCUCUCUCUCUCUCUCUCUCUAUCUCUCUCUCCUUCCGUCUGUUUCAAGUGUACUGUAGGAUCCAGAAGAACUCCGUCCCUCUCUUGAAUCUGCCGCCAAUCAUUGUGUUGAACUCCUUUCUCAGCAGCCAAUCACUGAAGUACCCUCAGGUUAAAGGCGCGUCUGAGUUGUUUCUCCGUGUGUGUUACGUGUGUGUGUGUGUGUGAGUGUGACCCUCAGGGCCAGCCCUUUGUUGUGGAAUUGUGUAAAUACUGAACCUGAGAUUAUCUGCCUCUUUUUUGUCUACUAUCAGGAUCCAUGACUGACACCACGAGAGCCUCUUUUCUGAUACACAUAUGUGUGAAAAAAGCUAUGACUUGUCACCGUACGAAACAUGUAUUUUUAAUGAAUAAAUUUUACAAAAAAGGCU
This is a messenger RNA of Anguilla anguilla (European eel), 2563 nucleotides long. RefSeq names its product interferon regulatory factor 4-like. Bases 82 to 1410 code for a protein of 442 amino acids. Gene Ontology annotation, biological process: regulation of transcription by RNA polymerase II; immune system process. The transcript is spliced from 9 exons. The record is from RefSeq and is a predicted model, not a curated record. Gene Ontology annotation, cellular component: nucleus. Gene Ontology annotation, molecular function: protein binding; RNA polymerase II cis-regulatory region sequence-specific DNA binding; DNA-binding transcription factor activity, RNA polymerase II-specific. Lineage: Eukaryota; Metazoa; Chordata; Actinopteri; Anguilliformes; Anguillidae.